AUUUAAAAAAAUUUAGGAAAAUUACUAGCUUUUUUGUAAUAGUUAUUUUCUAAUCUCUGGCAUGAUUUAAUAAUAAAAUAUGAAAGUUAAAAUUAUCCUGUUAGAAUCGUAAUUCUAAAGUGAUCAUCUCAAAAAUAAAAUAUCGAUUGAUGAAUUGACGUUUUCGUAUUACGUAUCGAUAGUAAAAAAAGAAGUAAUUUAAAGUAGUAUUUAAAAAUAUUUAUUUACAACUUAUUAAUGAGAGAGACAUUAAUUUAUAUUACAUGUACAUUAUUACAAGCAUAUUGUGCAUUUAAACAAUAAAAUAAUAAAAUUCGUAUGAUAUUAUUCGAAUUAAAGGUUAUAUUUUUGCUGUGUUUUACACGUGUUCGUUGUUUGUAAAUAAAUAUUUAGAAUCAUGAAAGAAGUUUUGCUAACAAAUUGUGAAAAGAAUUUUGUAAAUAAAUCAGUGGAACAAGGCACGAGAUUAGAUGGCCGAAGUUUAUUAGAAGCAAGAAAUGUUAAAAUUUACUUUGCAUCCAAUUGGGGUAGUUGUAUGGUUCUACUUGGUCAAACUAGAGUUGUAGCACAAGUAACAUGUGAUAUUCAACAACCUAAAACUUCUCGUCCUAAUGAAGGAAUGUUGCAUAUAAAUGUUGAACUUAAUCCAAUGGCUGCACAACAUUUUGAUAGCGGUAGACAAUCUGAGAUUUCAAUAUUGAUCAGCAGACAACUUGAAAAAUGUUAUCAAGAUUCCAAAUGUAUAGAUCUAGAAUCCUUAUGUAUUAUAGCUGAUAAAAAGGUAUGGAAUUUAAGGGUCGAUAUCAAUGUCAUUAAUCAUGAUGGGAACUUAAUUGAUUGUGCUUCUAUUGCAACAUUAGCUGCUCUCUCUCAUUUUCAUAGGCCUGAUGUAACUUCAAAUGGUGAAGAUAUUAUAGUUCAUCCAUUUUCUGAAAAGGAUCCUCUACCUUUAACGUUGUAUCAUUAUCCAGUGUGUGUCUCUUUUAUAACAUUUGAAAGUGGAAGUACAGUUAUGGAUCCAACAUACUUAGAAGAAAGAGUUGGAGUAGCUCAACUUACUCUUGGCAUUAAUUCAUAUAGAGAACUUUGUAGUUUACAUUUUAAUUAUUUGACAAAAACUAUGACUGUAGAAGAUGUGAUAUCAGCUGUUUCUAAUUAUGCAACAAAUUAUGCUGUUCAAUUGGUGCAACAAAUAAAAGAAGCAGUAAAUUAUGAUGUGGAAGCAAGGUAUAAGAAAGAUGAUCGUAACACAAAUCGUUUUAAAGAGUGUAUAAUGACAAAAAAAUUGACUACAAUGAACAGUGAAUGUAUCAGUAUUAAACUACGUAAAUGGAGUGAGAUAGAAAACAUAGAAUCUGAUGUUGAUAUGGAGAAAAAAGAGGAAGAAACUGAAAAUUGCACAAUUAUAAAACCUGGAAUAGGUUCUGCUGAAUUAAUACCAAAUACAAAUAUAUCAUUUGGCGAAGGCGGUCCUAAUACAUGGAAUAUGUCAGAAUCCUCAGAAGAAGAAAUCAGCGACGUUGAAAUUACUACUGUAAUAAAGAAGAAAGAAAAUAAAACUAUAGAAAAUAUAGAAUUGAAUGGAGAUAGUGAAGAAGAAAACAUCGAAAUAUUAGAGACAAAAGAUUUAAUGCAGUAAAUGAAUAAUAAAUUAUAUAAAGGUUUAAUUAUCUUAUUUAUAUAAUAAAGAAAAUAAAUAUGUAUGGAGUAA
Frieseomelitta varia is the source of this 1711-nucleotide messenger RNA. It is a transcript of the gene Rrp45, whose product is annotated as exosome complex component RRP45. The coding region runs from base 398 to 1639 and encodes 413 amino acids. Lineage: Eukaryota; Metazoa; Arthropoda; Insecta; Hymenoptera; Apidae. The transcript is spliced from 9 exons. Gene Ontology annotation, cellular component: cytoplasmic exosome (RNase complex); nuclear exosome (RNase complex). The record is from RefSeq and is a predicted model, not a curated record. Gene Ontology annotation, biological process: nuclear polyadenylation-dependent mRNA catabolic process; U4 snRNA 3'-end processing; TRAMP-dependent tRNA surveillance pathway.